Chelonia mydas (Green sea turtle) is the source of this 610-nucleotide messenger RNA. Its product is annotated as 39S ribosomal protein L21, mitochondrial-like. Gene Ontology annotation, molecular function: structural constituent of ribosome. Gene Ontology annotation, cellular component: mitochondrial large ribosomal subunit; ribosome. NCBI's taxonomy places the organism in Eukaryota, Metazoa, Chordata, Testudines, Cheloniidae. The record is from RefSeq and is a predicted model, not a curated record.
AUGGAUAUAAACUGUCCAUCAACAGUUCGAAGCGAGAGAACUCAAAGCACUUCACUACAGCAAGGAAUUAUUGCCAAAACAUCAUUGUCCUCACCUCCGUGGCCUGAAGUCAAACUGCCAGAUCCAAUAGAAGAGGCAAAGUACCAUGCAGAGGUCAUGCAAAAGGUGAAUGAGAUGAUUGCCAGUGGGCAGUAUGGAAAGUUCUUUGCUGUGGUUCACUAUGCCAGUAAGCAGUGGAAGGGAACCAGCGAAGAUUUGAUUUUAAUGGAAAACGUGCUGCCAGGUGAAUGUGGAGACCGAAUCCAACUGGAGAAGGCUUUGCUGGUUGGCGCCGAUGACUUCACGCUAAUUGGAAAGCCAUUUCUGGGGAAAGAUCUUGUCCAUGUGGAAGCCACAGUUAUCGAAAAAACAGAAUCUUGGCCAAGAAUUAACAUGAGAUUUUGGAAAACACAUUAUCAAAGGAAGAAAAUUAUCAUGCAGCCACAAACGGUUCUCUGGAUAAACACCAUAGAAAUUGCUCCCUGCUUGUCAUGAUCGAUUGUUGGUCUAGUAGGUCUUGGUUUAUUUUUACUGCUUUAGGAAGUAUGGAAAUAAAGAACUCUUGUCAUUG